Messenger RNA from Papilio polytes (common Mormon), 2252 nucleotides. RefSeq names its product recQ-mediated genome instability protein 1-like. Gene Ontology annotation, cellular component: nuclear body; RecQ family helicase-topoisomerase III complex. The transcript is spliced from 7 exons. Gene Ontology annotation, biological process: double-strand break repair via homologous recombination; resolution of meiotic recombination intermediates. The record is from RefSeq and is a predicted model, not a curated record. Bases 63 to 1532 code for a protein of 489 amino acids. Gene Ontology annotation, molecular function: nucleotide binding. Lineage: Eukaryota; Metazoa; Arthropoda; Insecta; Lepidoptera; Papilionidae.
UAUGAUUAAAUAAACCCCUUGUAUUUUGUUUGCAUUUUCUGAAAAUUUUAUAGUUGAUAUCAAUGGCUCAACAACCACUAAUAAAUUCUGUACGCAAAUAUUUAGCUUCACAUCAUAUGUUUGCUGUGGAGGAGUGGCUCUCGGGAUUUGUUGAGUAUUUAAUGGAAAAUAAUGCAGAGUACAGGGAGAAUGAAGUUCAAACUUUAGCAAAGGAACAAUGGCUGUUGAAUGAUUUAAAAGACAUAUGUCCUGGCUCCUUACCACAGAACUUAAGGAAUCAGCACAAAAUUUCCAUUACUGGAAGAUUUGUGCUUCAAAUUAAUGCUUGUGUUGAUAUUGGAACACCUGCUUAUCAACAAUAUUUGAAGUUACAAAAAGUGAACACUGAAAAUAUUGAAGCAACAACUAAUAAUGAUGAGAAAAUUCCAAGCCACAGAAUGAUAAAGUUAUAUCUGACGGAUGGUGUACAAGAAGUGUCAGGUAUAGAGUACAGGCCUAUGAGGAACCUGAGCUGUGAUAUUACUCCUGGAUGUAAGCUGUUACUCAAAGGUCCGGUAAUAUGUCGUCGUGGAGUGAUGUUACUCACGGAGGCUAAUGUAGAGUUGCUGGGUGGCGAGGUGCAGGAGCUGGCAGAUGAGAACUCCUUGGUUCAACUGCUGGCUUCGAAAUUGGGACUCCCUGCCACUAUACCUCAAGAAAACACAACUAACAAUACAAUACAAAGAACUACCAAUUCAUCAGCUCAAACAUUUAAUGAUGACAGGCAAUAUGAACCAACAUUUGGCCAAACGUCUGACCAACGAAAUAGAACAGAACCGAUAGAUGAAGAAGCAUUUGGCACAUUUGAUGAUGACAUAGACGUUGAUCAACUAGCAGCGAUAGAAGCACAAAUAUUGGACAAUCCCAAUAAAAGGAUUUCAGAUGAAAAUUAUUCUAGACCGGAUAAAAAAGCUAAAAUAAACGAAAACACAGUUAAUUGUGUCGAUGAUUAUCCUGAUGAUGAAGAUAUCAUGUUUGAAGAUGAAGAUUAUAUAAGAGAUAUGGAAGCACAAUUUGAUGCACACGAUAUUGAACUAAAUGCGCAUAUUAAUAAGGAUCCAAAACCAGUGUCAGUAGAACCAUUCGUUUAUAUCAAACAAAUUAAUGAACUAAGUGAAAGUGAAAGAGAGGGUAAGGUGUUCAAAGUGAAAGGACAGAUAAUCAAGUUAUUGUCGAAGUUGUUUGUGAGUAAAGAAGGGUGGAGUUUGAAAUGUGCUAUAGUGGAUGGCACAGGGAGCUUGGACGUGGAUUUCACCAGCGACGUGCUGUCCAAGCUGGUGGGACUCACCCCUGUUGAGAUGAAUCAAAUUAAAAAAGAAAUUGCAACAAAACCUGAACUCAAAAAACAAACAAUCGUGGCUUUAGAAAACGCCAAAAAGAGUCUACAAGUAUUAUAUUGCAUAAUAGAGCUGACAAUGUCUGGAGGCCCGAAGAUAACGCGACUUAUACCAUUCGAUAACUCACAUGUAGAGAAACUGAAGGAAAGACAGUAACCUUUACAUAGAUAUUAGCGUAUAAAGCCUAUUUCUACUAGAUUAAGUUUAGUCUAAAAGAAUAUAAAAGAUGUAAAUAUAAUUUUACGAUAAAACACAAAUUGUUACAAAUAACUUGUUUUAAAGAAAAAAAGGCCUUCGAUUCGAGUAUGUUGAACAUAAAAUAAUGAAUUCAGUGUUUAAUCAAAUAUGGCGUUUCUAUUGGUUAGUUCAAUCAGAAAAUGUGUUAACCAUAGACAUAGGAACAUGGUGUGCUAUAAUAUCAGGGUUUAGUUUUGGUUUUGGGUCACCCAUGAGUCUUAUAAUUGAAGCUGCUUUUUAAGUAUAGGACCACAUAUCUCUAAAUUGAUACAUGUAAUAAAAUUAGAGUGUCUGUAAGAAAAAAAGAAAAAUUCCAGAUUUCAGGAAGAUGGUGUAUUUGCGUUGCUGAUAACGAAAAUUGCAUUUAAAAAAAUUUUGUUUGUCUAUCUAUCCGCAAGCUGCUUUUCUUCCGGGUAAUCUCCGAAACGGCUGGUCCAAUUUCGACGGUACUUACACCGGAGGGUAGAUGACAUGGAUAGGCAUAUUAUAGGCUACUUUUUUAAAUUCCACGCUGUCAAAAUGGCGUAACUGGUAGUUCAAAUUUGCGCUAACGAAGUUUGCGGGCGUCAUCUCAUUUGCCAUACAAUACCAAAUGUAAAUAUAAUUAUUUAUCACAUAAGUUAUAUAAAUAAAACACUA